Messenger RNA from Lagopus muta (rock ptarmigan), 2569 nucleotides. RefSeq lists its product as uncharacterized. The record is from RefSeq and is a predicted model, not a curated record. The transcript is spliced from 2 exons. Bases 166 to 1041 code for a protein of 291 amino acids. Lineage: Eukaryota; Metazoa; Chordata; Aves; Galliformes; Phasianidae.
AGAAUCUAUGGGGGCUACCCCAUACAUUCCUCCACCCCAUAGAUUCUAUGGGGCUGCCCCAUAGAUCUUUUCACCCCAUAGAAUCUAUGGGACUGCCCCAUAGAUUUCAGUGCCCCAUAGAUUCUAUGGGGCUGCCCCAUAGAUUCCUCCACCCCCAUCGAUUCUAUGGGGCUGCCCCAUAGAUUCCUUCACCCCUUUCGGAGCACUUCGGAGCAGUUCGGGGGACGAUCGGAGGACUUCCGGAUUUUUAGGCGCACUUCCGGUCCUUUCGGAGCUUUUCGGAGCUGUUCGGAGAACAUCCGAGCGCCUCGGAGCUUUUCGGACCAUUUCGGAAGUGUUCGGAGCACUUCCGGUGCCUUCCGAGAACGUCGGAACACUUCCGGUCCUUUCGGAGAAGUUCGGAGCACUUCGGCCCGAUCCGAAGGCACUUCCGGUACCUUCGAGCUGUUCGGGAGCAUAUCGGAACACUUCCGGUUUUUUCGGGGCAAUUCGGGUCACUUCGGAGAUCUUCGGUUCGAGUUCGGGGCACAUUUGGUAUUUUCGCAGCACUUCCGGUCCUUUCGGAGCACUUCCGGUCCUUUCGAAACACUUCGGAGCAGUUCGGGGGGAGAUCCGCGCACUUCCGGAUUCUUCGGCGCACUUCCGGUCCUUUCGGAGCACUUCCGGUGCCUUCGGAGAACUUCGGAAGACUUCGGGGAAGUGCCGAUCAUUUCAGAACACUUCCGGUCUUUUCGGAGAAGUUCGGGUCACUUCGGAGAUUUUCCGUUCGAGUUCGGGGCACUUCCGGCCUUUGAGAAGCACUUCCGGGGAGCUUCGGAACACUUCGGAGCUUUUCGGAUCAGACCGUGCAGCAAUUCGGACCACUUCCGGUCCGUUCGGAGCACUUCCGGUAGGCGAGAUGGAAAUCGGGCCGCAUCGGAUCACUUCGGUGGCGUUCGGGAAACCUCGGAGAUGUUCGGAGAUGAUCGGGAAACUGAGGGACGCGGCUCAAUAGCGCCGCCUGGCGGACAGCGCCGUUAUUGCAGCAUUAAUAAAGGCUAAUUGCGCCCCCUGGUGGGAUUACAGCGGGUAUUGCACCAAUUAUUAAUAUUAACGCCCCAUAGAUUCUAUGGGGCUGCCCCAUAGAUUCCUUCACCCCAUAGAUUCUAUGGGGCUGCCCCAUAGAUUUCAGUGCCCCAUAGAUUCUAUGGGGCUGCCCCAUAGAUUCCUGCACCCCAUAGAUUCUAUGGGGCUGCCCCAUAGACUAUUCCGCCCCAUAGAUUCUAUGGGGCUGCCCCAUAGACUUCAGUGCCCCAUAGAAUCUAUGGGGCUGCCCCAUAGAUUCCUCCACCCCAUAGAUUCUAUGGGGCUGCCCCAUAGAUUUCAGUGCCCCAUAGAUUCUAUGGGGCUGCCCCAUAGAUUCCUCCGCCCCAUAGAUUCUAUGGGGCUGCCCCAUAGAUUCCUCCGCCCCAUAGAUUCUAUGGGGCUGCCCCAUAGAUUCCUUCACCCCAUAGAUUCUAUGGGGCUGCCCCAUAGAUCUUUUCACUCCAUAGAUUCUAUGGGGCUGCCCCAUAGAUCUUUUCACUCCAUAGAUUCUAUGGGGCUGCCCCAUAGAUUCCACCACCCCAUAGAUUCUAUGGGGCUGCCCCAUAGAUUCUGCACUGACUUUUGACCCCAAUGUCACCUUUGCCCCCUAAAGUGGUGACCUUUGACCCCCCUGGUGACCCUUGACCUUACAGUGGUGCCUUUUGACCCCCAGCUUUGACCUUUGACCCCAGAUGUGACCUUUGACCCCCUCAAGCCUUGGCUCCCCCUAAAUCCAUGAGCUUUGACCCCCCAUCGUUGUGACCUUUGACCCCCAUUGUGUGACCUUUGACCCCAUCGUGUGAACAUUGACCCCAAUCCAUGACCUUUGACCCCAACCCGUGACCUUUGACCCCCAAACCUGGGCCCUUCGACCCCUAAAUGUGACCUUUGGACACCCAGUGUUGACCUUUGACCCCAACAUGACAUCAGCUGACCCCCAACCGUAACCUCUGACCCCAAAUUGAACCUGAAUCUUUGACCUUUGACCCCAAAUGGGGACCUUUGACCCCCAAGGAUCCCCAUUAAUGCAGCUGUGUCCCUUAUUGGUGACUUUGACCCCCCCCAAAAUGUGACCUUUGACCCCAUAUUUCACCUUUGACCCCCAUCCAAAUAUGGCGACCUUUGACCCCAUUGCUGACCUUUGACCCCCAAGUUGUGACCUCUGACCCCUCAUAACCCCACAUUUCACCCCCCAAUGUCAGUGUGUGCCAAGAUGGUGACCUUUGACCCCCCAACUGUGACCUUUGACCCCAAUGAGGGCUCUCCGACCCCAAAUGGUGACCUUUGACCCCAAUGUUGACCUUUGACCCCAAUGGUGACCUUUGACCCCCAAGGCUGGGAGCUGCGACCCCCAAAUGACGAACUUUGACCCCCAAGUUGUGACCUCAGUCCAUGACCUUUGACCCCCAAUGGUGACCUUUGACCCCCAACGUUGACCUCUGACCUCAAUCCUUGACCCCUGACCCCAAUCCAUGACCUUUGACCCCCCAAAAUGUGACCUUUG